This is a messenger RNA of Paramecium tetraurelia, 909 nucleotides long. RefSeq lists its product as uncharacterized. The transcript has 3 exons. Gene Ontology annotation, biological process: peptidyl-arginine methylation. Gene Ontology annotation, molecular function: protein-arginine N-methyltransferase activity. The record is from RefSeq and is a predicted model, not a curated record. NCBI's taxonomy places the organism in Eukaryota, Ciliophora, Oligohymenophorea, Peniculida, Parameciidae. Gene Ontology annotation, cellular component: nucleus.
AUGGACAAUUUAGCCGAUGAAGAAAUUUAUAAUGAUCGCAAUCGAAUUGAACCAUUUGUUAGAGCCAUCACAAGAAAUAAACAUUUAUUUAAAGAUAAAAUUGUAUUGGAUUUGAAUGCAGGCAUGGGAUUGCUUAGUGUUUUGGCUUCGGAAUCAGGAGCAAAAUAAGUUAUUGCAAUGAAAGCAAAUAGUUAUGCUACUGAAAUUAUGAAAUUGAAUAAUAUCGAUAAUGUUAAAUUAUACACAGAGAAUAUAAGGGAAGUGGAAUUAAAUUGCAAAAUAGACAUCAUAAUUGCUGCUUGGAUGGGCAAUAUGUUAUUUUAUGGUGGAUGCAUAUAGGAUGUCAUCUAUGCAAGAGACAAAUAUCUAAAUCAAGAUGGUUUCAUCAUGCCUGACAAAGGGUAAUUAUAUCUAUAAUCGAUUGAAGAUAGUUAAUAUCGCAAAACGAAGAUGAAUUUUUGGGAUUCUGUUUAUGGGGUUAAUAUGAAAUGGAUGAAGCAAUGGAUUGCGAAAGAACCACUUCUGGAAAGCAUAAAGGAAAAUCAAUUAAAUAGUGAUGAAUAAUUGAUCUACGAGAUCAAUUUACAAACUUGUACUUUGGGAGAUCUUAGUUUUAGUAAUUAAUACUAGGUAAGGAUCAAGAGAUAAGAUUAUGCAACUGGAGUCAUUGUGUGGAUGAAAUACUCAUUCACUUAUACUCAUUUGCCAAUCCAUGUGAUUAUGGGUCCAACCAAGUCUCCAUUUUGGAAACCGGUCAUUUUGUAUUUUAGAGAAGAAUUCCCUGUGAAUAAGGGCGACAAAUUAGAAGGAUCUUUAGCUGUGAAAUUCGAAUCAGAAGAACUCUUGCAAAUUAAGUUAUCUGUACAUAUGCAACAAUAUAAUUAUGUAUCAUAUUUUAAGUUAAAUUGA